This is a messenger RNA of Linum trigynum, 2788 nucleotides long. The record is from the annotation of a GenBank genome assembly. Lineage: Eukaryota; Viridiplantae; Streptophyta; Magnoliopsida; Malpighiales; Linaceae.
CCCAAACCAACAACAGAGAGAAAAAAAAGGCCGGCGUGGAGUUUACGCUUAUACCCUUUCACUUCCAUUAGGGCAAUUCUUGCUGCCUACUCCAUAUUCGUACUCAGCUGUCCAUUCGGAUUUCCUCUCAGCUGCUUUGCUUUUGUCACGCCCCCACCCGACCCUUCUUCUCCCCCACGCACUCCCUUCUUCACCCCUCUCCCUCGCUCUCGCGCGCCUUCCGAUCGCCUAGGGUUUCUGCACAAUCGUGUGUGUGUGUUCUCAGUUGUUGACAUAGCGUCAGAUGUCGAAAGCUAGUUCCAAAGCCACCGCGGGAACGCUGGCCGCCGGCGGGAAGACCGGCGUCCGGAUUGUCGUCGCUGGCGACCGCGGCACAGGGAAGUCCAGCUUGAUAAUCACUGCCGCAAUCGAUAAUUUCCCGGCUACUUGCCCUCCUGUUCUGCCUCCCACCAGGCUCGCCGAGGAUUUCUACCCCGACCGGGUUCCCGUCACCAUCAUUGAUACCUCCUCCAAGUUGGAGGAUACUGGGAAAGUUGCUGAGGAACUGAAGCGAGCUGAUGCGGUUGUCCUAACUUAUGCGUGUGAUAAGCCGGAGACUCUUGACCGGUUGAGUACCUUCUGGUUGCCUAAGCUGCGACAGUUGGAGGUGAAGGUUCCGGUUAUUGUAGUUGGUUGUAAACUGGAUUUGAGGGAUGAGAACCAGCAAGUGAGCUUGGAGCAAGUGAUGUCACCAAUAAUGCAACAGUUUCGAGAGAUUGAAACCUGCAUUGAGUGUUCGUCAUUCAAGCGCAUUCAGAUCCCCGAGGUGUUUUAUUAUGCACAAAAAGCAGUACUUCAUCCUACUGGUCCUUUAUUCGAUCAGGAAACACAAACACUAAAGCCAAGGUGUGUCAGAGCCUUGAAGCGGAUAUUUAUUCUUUGUGAUCACGACAGAGAUGGUGCCCUUAGUGAUGCAGAGUUAAACGACUUUCAGGUCAAAUGUUUCAACGCUCCGUUGCAACCUUCAGAAAUUGUGGGCGUGAAGAGGGUUGUUGAAGAAAAGUUGCCUGGUGGUGGAGCUACUGAUGGAGGAGUUAAUGAACGCGGUUUGACGUUGACUGGUUUUCUUUUUCUCCAUGCCCUGUUCAUAGAAAAAGGACGACUUGAGACAACUUGGACUGUUCUCAGGAAAUUUGGUUACAAUAACGAUAUCAGACUCGAUGAUGAAUUAAUCCCAUCAUUUAAACGUGCUCCUGAUCAGAGCGUCGAGCUUUCAAGUCAACCUCUCGAAUUCUUAAGGGGGAUCUACGAGUUAUUUGACAGCGAUUAUGAUAACAACCUUCGGCCUGAUGAGCUGGAUGAUAUUUUUUCGACUGCACCCGAUAGCCCCUGGGAUGAGCCUCCAUACAAGGAUGCUGCAGAGAGAACUUCACUGGGUGGCCUCUCAGUUAAUGCAUUCUUAUCUGAGUGGGCCCUGAUGAUACUUCUAGAGCCAUCUCGUGCUGUGGAGUACUUGAUUUACAUUGGAUAUCUAGGAGAUCCUUCUACCGCUGUUCAUGUAACAAGGAAAAGGCGUUUGGACCGCAAGAAGCAACAAUCAGAAAGAAAUGUUUUCCAGUGCUUUGUCUUUGGACCAAAGAAAGCUGGAAAGACUUCAUUGUUGAAUUCUUUUAUUGGAAGGCCCUGUCCUGAUGGUCAUGCUUCAACAACUGAAGAGAAGUUUGCAGCGAAUGUCGUUGAUCUUCCUGGUGGUAGCAAGAAAACCCUUGUAUUGAGAGAGAUUCCUGAAAAGGAAGUUAAGGGCUUGCUUUCAAGUAAAGAAUCUCUAGCUUCAUGCGACAUUGCAGUGUUUGUUUAUGAUAGUUCUGAUGAGUCCUCAUGGAAGAGAGCGACUGAAUUGCUUCUGGAUGUUGCUGGUCAUGGUGAAGAUACUGGCUAUGAGGUGCCUAGCCUGAUAAUUGCAGCUAAAGAUGAUCUCAGUUCAUUCCCGAUGGCAAUUCAGGAGACCACAAGGGUCACUCAAGAUUUGGGGAUAGAGGCUCCGAUUCCCAUCAGUUCGAGAAUGGGCGAUACGAAUAAUGUCUUCCGUAGGAUUGUAAACGCGGCUGAGCACCCUCAUUUGAGCAUUCCCGAAACUGAAGCUGGAAAAAGUCGCAAACAGUACCAUCGUCUCGUCAACCGCUCGCUUAUGUUUGUUUCAGUUGGAGCUGCUGUCGCCAUUGUUGGUCUGGCAGCCUACCGAGUUUAUGCUGCACGAAAGAACUCAUCGAGCUAAAGUGAGAUUCGAUUAGCAAUCAUCUCUCUGUUGUGCGAGGAUGGCAUCUAGGAAGCAGACAUCAACCCAUUUGGAUGUGUUGUUAGUUGGGUAGUUUCUCUUGGGAGUUGUAUUCGACUGUAGGAAUAGUUAAUGCAUUCCUCGUUUGUUAAUGUCUUUCAUCAAUGAUGGGAAGUUUAUUAAAUCCAGUGGAGUAGAGUUUCAGUAGUUUUGAAGCUUGACAGAGCAUCCCAUCUCCAUUUGUAGGAAUGCGUUAGGGUGGCUGCCAAAAUUCCACUAGCCAUCUUGGCUACCUUAGUAUCCGCCAUCUUUUCUUCCUUUUUUAAUCUUACUGUUAAGAUUGUUGAAGAAUAAUUUUCGAAGAAAAAAUGUGACCACCCAUGAUUAUUUUAUAUAUUCAAACCCAAAUCUUACAUUUAACCUAACCUUCCUCUGAUCAAACCUGCUGCAGCCGUAAGCUCCCAUCGUCGUUCCAUUCACCAACUCAGCACUCACCGUCGCCUCUGCCGCUGGCAACAAACAAAGCAUUUACAA